CCGCGGUUAACUUCGCGACGAGCGCGCUGUGUGAUUAUUCUAGUCGCAGCAAAUGAUUGUUUCGCGAUAUUUUCUUUAAAAUUCGUCAGCGGAGCGUGUCAGAAAUGUACAACAUUAAGGGUCCGAGCAAAAUCGCCGCGAAGACCGCGAGACGGGGCAUUGCGCAAAACAUCGACAGUUACAGGGACCGCAACAGGAACAAGGUGCGUCACCACGAGAACGCCGAUCUGGACGCGGCCCCGAAGCCCGUUUUCCAGAGGAGGUUCCCACCCAGCGGCGCGAGGCAGGAGAGCGCGUCUCCCCCGCAGCACCCCCAGCACGACGAACUGAUAAAUUUCGUUCACGAAUCUUGGAGCGCGGUCCACGCGGAAUUAGAGCGAAGCUGGCGGUCGAAUUCGGCCGAACCGCCCCGGACCGUAUCCUACUAUGAAGACGAGCCCUGCGCGAUCCUGCAAGAAUUUAAGCCGUUCGACCUCGAAUCGUGGUGGGGCAAACGCCUGUACGCGCACAUCACAAGCUCCGGCCUCGAGUCGCAAUAGUUUUUCCCCUCACACCCUUAAAGUAAAACGUUGUUAUCCUUUAAUUCAUCGUCGUUUUCGUUUGUGAAUUUUUAAACAAUUGUGAUAUGAUUGUGCGGCUGUCCGACGUUGUUUUUUUUUCGCCUGGAAUAGAUUUAUA
Cylas formicarius (sweet potato weevil) is the source of this 678-nucleotide messenger RNA. Its product is annotated as MAPK regulated corepressor interacting protein 2. The transcript has 4 exons. The coding region runs from base 105 to 539 and encodes 144 amino acids. The record is from RefSeq and is a predicted model, not a curated record. Lineage: Eukaryota; Metazoa; Arthropoda; Insecta; Coleoptera; Brentidae.